AUGAGUUCCUCCACGUCUAGUGCUCUCGUGCUAGCAGCAGCAGUACUCCUAGCACUGACCUUAGCCCAGCAUGGCUCCCUCGCCGCAACCGUCGGACCCAGGGUCAUCGUCGUCGGCGCCGGCAUGUCCGGUAAACGUAUAUAUGUCAUACAUAUCAAACAACACGUCUGCCCUGACGACGAUGUUGAUGAGAUGAGGAGGUAUUUUGUUAUAUAUGUGGAUACUUUUUCAGGGAUCUCGGCGGCGAAGAGGCUGUCGGACGCCGGGAUAACCGACCUGCUGAUCCUGGAAGCGACGGACCACAUCGGCGGCCGGAUGCACAAGAAGAACUUCGCCGGCAUUAACGUCGAGGUUGGCGCCAACUGGGUGGAGGGCGUGAACGGCGGCAAGAUGAACCCCAUCUGGCCCAUCGUCAACUCCACGCUCAAGCUCCGGAACUUCCGCUCCGACUUUGAUUACCUCGCCCAGAACGUCUACAAGGAGGACGGUGGCCUCUACGAUGAAGAUUAUGUUCAGAAGAGAAUUGACCGAGCGGAUGGUGUGGAAGAGCUCGGGGAGAAACUCUCAGGCACUUUGCACGCCAGUGGCAGGGACGACAUGUCUAUCCUUGCAAUGCAGCGCCUCAACGAUCACCAGCCGAACGGGCCGGCGACGCCGGUGGACAUGGUGGUAGACUACUACAAGUUCGACUACGAGUUCGCGGAGCCGCCGCGGGUGACCAGCCUGCAGAACGUCGUCCCUCUCUCGACCUUCAGCCACUUCGGCGACGACGUCUACUUCGUCGCCGACCAGCGGGGCUACGAGGCCGUCGUGUACUACCUCGCCGGCCAGUUCCUCAAGACCGACAGGUCUGGAAAAAUCGUCGACCCGCGGCUGCAGCUCAACAAGGUGGUGCGAGAGAUCAGCUAUUCCCCGGGUGGCGUCACCGUGAAGACGGAGGACAACUCGGUGUACAGGGCAGACUAUGUUAUGGUUUCUGCAAGCCUGGGUGUCCUGCAAUCCGCUCUCAUUCAGUUCAAGCCGCAGCUACCUGCAUGGAAGGUUACGGCGAUCUACCAAUUCGACAUGGCCGUGUACACCAAGAUCUUCCUUAAGUUCCCCAAGAAGUUCUGGCCUGAAGGGAAAGGGAGAGAGUUCUUCCUCUACGCGAGCAGCAGGAGAGGUUACUAUGGAGUGUGGCAGGAGUUUGAGAAGCAGUAUCCUGGUGCCAACGUCCUCCUUGUCACCGUGACCGACGAGGAGUCGAGGCGUAUUGAGCAGCAGUCGGACAACCAGACCAAGGCAGAGAUCAUGCAAGUGCUGAGGAAGAUGUUCCCCGGCAAGGACGUCCCGGAUGCCACCGAUAUCCUUGUCCCGAGAUGGUGGUCUGACAGGUUCUACAAGGGCACCUUCUCCAAUUGGCCAAUUGGUGUCAACCGCUACGAAUACGACCAGCUUAGGGCACCGGUUGGAAGGGUAUACUUGACCGGUGAGCAUACCAGCGAGCACUACAAUGGCUAUGUCCAUGGCGCUUAUCUUUCAGGUAUCGACUCUGCUGAAAUUCUCAUCAACUGCGCCCAGAAAAAGAUGUGCAAGUACCAUGUCCAGGGCAAGUAUGACUAG
Miscanthus lutarioriparius is the source of this 1602-nucleotide messenger RNA. NCBI's taxonomy places the organism in Eukaryota, Viridiplantae, Streptophyta, Magnoliopsida, Poales, Poaceae. The record is from the annotation of a GenBank genome assembly.